AAACUCCCGGGGCAACAGGGCAGGUUCCGGAUAAUCUUCCUUUCAAGGCAAAACCAUUGAAAUCGCCCUGCAGGGUAAAUGAUGAUCAAUGUCUCCGCCUCUUAAUCCUGACCAACCCCAUCCGGGGGCCCUUAGGAUACAGACACAUACAUGCUGGAGAGGGUGGGUGCGACUAUAACAUUCUGACGGGGAUUUUAUAUAAUAAGGGCUGAGAGCUGCCGAUUAAUUACUGUAACUGCUAAGGGAGCGUCGGCCAUGAAACGUGUAAUUCUGGUGCUGCUUCUGUGCGCGACUCUGUGCUGCGUCCUGUACUGCGCCGACGGGUUACCAACCAAUUUUGCCCAUUGCUGUACGGAAGUUGCUAGAAGGAUCCCCCGCAACCUUCUGCCCCAUGUGACCGGGAUGCGAAUACAGAAAAAUAACGGAAUCUGUAACAUUCGGGCAGUUGUGCUUCAUGUUAACAAUAAACAGAUCUGUUUGGAUCCCAAGAACAGAAGCCUCCAGAAAUGGAUCCAGAAGCGCCACCCUAAGAAGAUGAUGUGAGAGGGUCACGUGAUCCGUAUCCAUGGCCCAGUAACCCUGGAUACCGUAUAUCCCGAGUAAAGUUCCGGGGGCAGGGAUCCCCCAUGCACUAAGGCCACAGCAGUAGAUUAACCCAUCAGUUUCUGGAUCACACAAAUAACUACUUAACAACUGGCACACAGUCUCUCAGCACAAAUUAACAGCAGUUUCAGGUUUAACGACACUGAGAAGCAAUUGGUUUUCCCACUCAGGGUUUAAGCUUUUUAACUAGUUGCUAUAAAUCUAGUGUAGGGGUUUGCCCAAAAUGGGUCCCUUAGGACAGACACCCCUAGGACAGGCCACAGGGUGGUGCUGGUAAAUGGGAUAUUAGGAUGACUGGUUAUCAACAGUUAACAGAGUAUCCCUGCAGUUCCGGUUAUAGCCACAGGGGGGUGUAUAGCAUUAUAUAAGGGGAUGCAGCCAUGUGCUGUGGGGCAGACAUUUUAGUCCAGGGACUGCUCCAGUAGAGGAGUUUAGGGACAGUAGUUCAUGUAAUAGAUCAUUCCAGGAGUGAUAUGUAGGUCACUUAGCUAGAAUGGGCGGAUAUUGCCCCUCCAGGAGUGGUAGUUGGGUUAAGACCCCGCCAGCAUUACAUCUGCAGGAGUGCAGGGCACAAAGUGGCUAGGUAGGUGGACCAAGUUACCGCUAGUCAAGGAGUCCAGAUCUGAGGGUGCCUACAGAGAGUACCGGGGUGGGUCCCUGUGGUGAGGCUGCCAAGCGUGAGUACCGGGGAGAGCUCCAAGAGGGAGUGUCUCCUGGCGAGAGAACCGGGGGGAUCACCUAGAUGGGAGCACUUGGCAGGAGUACUGGGGGGAUCACCUAGAUGGGAGCACUUGGCGGGAGUACCGGGUGGAUCACCUAGAUGGGAGCACUUGGCGGGAGUACCGGGUGGAUCACCUAGAUGGGAGCACUUGGCGGGAGUACCGGGGGGAUCACCUAGAUGGGAGCACUUGGCGGGAGUACCGGGUGGAUCACCUAGAUGGGAGGGGAGCACUUGGCGGGAGUACCGGGGGGAUCACCUAGAUGGGAGCACUUGGCGGGAGUACCGGGGGGAUCACAUAGAUGUUACUAUGUAACAGGAAAAGGUUCUCAAUGGGAAGUGAGGAGUAACUGCCCUGCUGUGAGUUGUAUUCCGCUCCUGGAGAGGUUCUGCCUUAAUAAAGCAACUUAUCCGAUUCAUCAUA
Messenger RNA from Xenopus tropicalis (tropical clawed frog), 1745 nucleotides. It is a transcript of the gene ccl28, whose product is annotated as C-C motif chemokine ligand 28. The record is from RefSeq and is a predicted model, not a curated record. Gene Ontology annotation, biological process: cell chemotaxis; immune response. NCBI's taxonomy places the organism in Eukaryota, Metazoa, Chordata, Amphibia, Anura, Pipidae. The coding region runs from base 256 to 543 and encodes 95 amino acids. The transcript has 3 exons. Gene Ontology annotation, molecular function: chemokine activity. Gene Ontology annotation, cellular component: extracellular region.